CGCCACAGGGCGACAUUCCAGAACCCGGACUUGGACAGUUUGUUUGUGCUGUGUGUGCUGCUGCUGCUGCUCCGAUAGCGAGAGCUGAGAGAGGGUGUGUGGGGUAUGUGUGUGUGUGUAUAUGAACUGUGCUGUAUGUAUAUGUGCAAUACGUUUUAAAGUGGAGUAUAGACAUCCAUAACCGACUACAGCAUGUCACAUCUGACAACGUCCAUCAUGACACAGUGAAUGCAAGAAACACAACUUCUUGAUCAUCACCUCUCUCUCUCUCGUUUGCGUUUGUUUCGGGCUCCGAUAGCUUGAUACUUUGCCAUCACAGCCGAUGCUAGCCGACUCACUGUGUGUGUUUGAGUGCGUGUGUCACUUUGGCUCAGGUUCCCCAGCACAGUGUUGUUGCCAAGUGGAAAACUUACCUGGAGACUCUGUCUGAACCAAAGAGUCAGGGGAUCGGUGUGCAGAGAGACGUAGGGUCAGUUUGAAGACCCAAAGCAUCGUAAAGCAGGCAAACUGGAACUCAUGGAGCUUGAAAACAUUGUCGCCAACACCGUUUACCUUAAGGCGAGGGAAGGUGGUGGUGACAGCAACAAAGGCAAAAGCAAGAAAUGGAAAAGGAUUCUUCAAUUUCCACACAUUUCAGUCUGCAUAGACUUGAAGGAAAAACUAGAUGUACGUUAUUGCUUCAUCAUCGACCAACAGCCAAUCGGACGGUUACUGUUCCGACGCUUUUGCGAAGUCAGCCAAAAGUAUCAACGUUACAAUAAUUUUCUAGACGUAAUGGACAAAUACGAGUUAGAGGACAUAAAACGAGAGGAUAGCGCACAAGAGAUCUACAGGCGAUUCUUAGCUCCAGGAGCCGAAGAAUCUGUCGAGAUCAUUAACGACGACAUCAUCAGCCAAUGUAAAGAAAGAUUGCACGAAGGAAGCAAGGACCUGUUUGCUGCAUGCACUGCUGUCGUUCGCGGUUAUUUGGCCGGUGAGCCUUUCAAGGAUUUCGAAAACUCGAUGUACUUUCACCGUUACCUGCAGUGGAAAUGGCUCGAAAGCCAACCGGUAACGUACAAAACUUUCCGAAUGUAUCGUGUGUUGGGCAAAGGAGGAUUUGGCGAGGUGUGCGCCUGCCAGGUGCGGGCCACCGGCAAAAUGUACGCGUGCAAGAAACUCGAAAAGAAAAGGAUAAAGAAACGCAAAGGGGAAGCUAUGGUCCUUAUUGAAAAACAGAUCCUUCAGCGAAUCAACUCACGUUUUGUCGUAAGUUUGGCAUACGCCUACGAAACCAAGGAUGCUCUUUGUUUGGUGCUGACCAUUAUGAACGGUGGCGACCUCAAAUUCCACAUUUACAACAUGGGCGGCGAGCCGGGCUUCGAAAUAGAGCGAGCACGAUUUUACUCUGCAGAGAUAUUAUGCGGUCUGGAGCAUCUGCACACGCAAGGGAUCGUCUAUCGAGACUGCAAGCCUGAGAACAUUUUACUAGACGAUCACGGUCACGUACGAAUAUCCGAUUUAGGUCUCGCCGUAGAUAUACCCGAGGGGGAAAUGGUCCGAGGCCGAGUAGGCACCGUCGGCUACAUGGCUCCUGAAGUGAUUGACAAUGAAAAGUACACCUUCAGUCCGGAUUUCUUCAGUUUCGGCUGUCUCAUUUACGAAAUGAUUGAAGGCCAAGCUCCGUUUCGAGCACGCAAAGAGAAAGUCAAACGAGAAGAGGUGGACCGACGGGUCCGCGAGUCCACCGAGUCCUACUCGUCCAAGUUCACUGAAGAGGCCAAGUCCAUUUGCCAGCAGCUGUUGAAAAAGCAGCCCAAAGACCGGCUGGGUUGCUCGCAUGGACGCUACGGAGCCACCCAAGUCAAAUCGCACGAAUAUUUUCGGAGUACCAACUGGCGCCGAUUAGAUGCCGGCAUAUGCGAACCUCCUUUCAUUCCGGAUCCGCACGCUGUUUACGCCAAAGAUGUUUUAGACAUUGAACAAUUUUCGACGGUGAAAGGCGUCAGUCUCGAUUCAACAGAUGAUUCUUUCUACACCAAGUUCAACACGGGAUCUGUUUCCAUCCCGUGGCAGACUGAGAUGAUUGAGACGGAGUGUUACAAAGAACUCAAUGUUUUCGGUCCUGAUGAAACUCGCACUCCCGAUUUGAUCCUUGAUCAGCCACCAGCUCCGGAAAACCGCAGCUGCUUCCCGUUCCGUCGAAGGAAAAAGCAGCCCGGCUAUCGCACGAAAUGAGAAAUCAACUUAGGAUAUUAUUUGCAGGGUUAUUUUUUUUCUCCGGUUGUUUGCAUCGGAUUGGUGGCGGCUGUUAACCGUCUGGAUGCAACCCUCUGAUGGAUCGCUUCAACUGCCACAAUGAAGAGAGAGAGAGGUCACGCAAUGCAACCGACUUCUACUACCCUGUAUGUAUGUAGCAUAAAAUUUCGUUGCCCUUCUUUUUUCCAAACUCACCACCAAUCUAACCCAUCGUGUCUAACAUACUCUCUCUUGUCGCCGUCCCCGAAAUAUUAGGACGUUCCCAAUUUGGUUUUGCUAAAAAAAAAAUUAAAGGGACAUUUCCUUGAAUUUUUUUUGGCCCCCCCUCUUUUAAUCGACUGGAUUUCUUUUGAUUGUCCUGAUGGAUCGUUCAGAUCAAGGAAGAGUGAGAGCUUUUUCUGGCAUUUAUCUUAAACUUUUAAAUGAUGUCUUUUAGAAGAUGUCAUUUAAAAAGAAAGAUCGUAUAGGAAAUUUCAGUUAGGAACAGAAUUUUGACAAUUUUUCACACACCUCAUUGUGUUUUGCUCAGUAAGGUCUUUGACCUUUUUAUUUCAUUUCUUUUUUCCCCAUUUUCUUCUGACUGGCCAACAAUUGCGCAAAACAUUUUCCCCUCCUGGCUGUCCCCCCACUUCCCUCAUUCUGAAGUACAAACUGUCGGUGCAUCGUGAAAUGUCCGUUUUGUGUGUACACUUAACUAUUGUAUGCGUAUCGAAGGCGGUCGUGGGCCAGCACACGUCAGGGUUCUUUUUUCCCUCUUCUCUCCCUUUUUUUUCUUCUCGUUAUUGCCAUCCCGUAUUUGUUUUCUCGUCUCGUUCUAAAAUAUCGUAGUUUUUUAGGCUCCCCGACCAGACGGUUUAGCUUUGACAGAUUCCUUUUCGCUUACGAGACAAGAAUAAUAAUGAAACUCCCUUUCAAAAAAAUUUCAAAAAAGACAAAACGCACCUAUUACGUAUUACGUACACAUCGUGUGCACAAUUGCUGACUGCUGCUGCUGCUUUUAUUUAAUAACUCUCAAUUCCAUUUUCGUUUGAUUUUAUUUUUAUCGUGAAAGAUGAUCAAUAGUAGGAAAAAGAACAUUACUCUCUGUUCUCCCCAAUUAUUAUUAUUAUUAUUAAUUACAAUGGGAUAUUUCAAAAGUGACGUUGAUUUAUACAACGCAUGUGUACGGACUUCCGGUCUCUCUGUCGUCUUACGUGACGAUCCCGCCCCCCUCCCUCUCUGAAAAGAAAAAUGAGAACCAAACAAAAAAAAAAGAAACACAUAAAUAAUAUUCGAUAUGUUCGAGUCAUUUUUUUGUCGAUGCGUUUUAAAAAGAGAAGAGAAACAAAACAGAAAAGAGUGACUGUGCUUUUUUCUGAAAAGAAAAAAAAACAUGUAUUUUAAAAUUUUUUGGUUGUACGUGUGCGCCCACACUCCAAAUAUUGCGUGUAUGUAUGUGUGCAUAUGUUUGGUUAGUUUAUUCUUCUUUGCCUAAUUCCUUCCCUCCCCCCCCAUUUAAGACCCUUACACACAAUUCAAAUGUUUGAUGCCAUUUCUGAAAUGAGAAAAUGUGCAGACGUGGGGGGAUACGAGGGCCACUCCCAAAUUUCUGUGUUUUUCUCGUGAAAAAUUCUUUAGAUUUUUUUGUUCUUUCCCUUUUUUUGGUGCAGUAAUAAUUUAUUAUCGUGAGGAUGAUUAACGAUCAAUCACAGAUGGCGCUGGGGAUGAUUCUAAUUGCAUUGGGGGAUUGUAUGUAAUUCUUUUUAUUUUCCCGUAAUUCUUGACACGUGAUGAAAGAUGGUGUCUGUUGUGUUUAUUAUCUUUCCAUUCUUUUCUCUAGUUGCGUCGCUUUUGCAACAAUGUAAAGAUACCAAUUACCCUUCUUCUUUUUCCCUUCUUGUGACCAGGUUUUUUUCUCUCUUGUAUUACCCAUUCACAAGUCCUUUUUUUCUCUCUUUUUGUGGGUUGUAAUAUUUUAUCUAAUAUUUAAUUUUUUGUGUCUCGAUCAAACUCUUUUUUUUUUUAUCUCUAACAUUUAUUCUCUCUCUCUCGUCCACCCGUCAUCUUUCUGUUAUAUUACAUUAAAUGCUCGUUCUUCUAACGAUAAUAAUUUUUUUCUGAAAUUCUUGUUUGUAUGCCUGCCCCCCCUUAUUUUUGUUUUUCGUGUAUCAUCUUUGUACUGUGUACAUGAUUUUGGGAAAGAAUCAAUGAGAGAUGAUGAAGUCAAA
Daphnia magna is the source of this 4445-nucleotide messenger RNA. RefSeq names its product G protein-coupled receptor kinase 5 (gene Gprk2). Bases 517 to 2217 code for a protein of 566 amino acids. Gene Ontology annotation, biological process: signal transduction; protein phosphorylation; regulation of signal transduction. The transcript is spliced from 12 exons. The record is from RefSeq and is a predicted model, not a curated record. NCBI's taxonomy places the organism in Eukaryota, Metazoa, Arthropoda, Branchiopoda, Diplostraca, Daphniidae. Gene Ontology annotation, molecular function: G protein-coupled receptor kinase activity; ATP binding. Gene Ontology annotation, cellular component: cytoplasm.